Messenger RNA from Drosophila elegans, 881 nucleotides. RefSeq lists its product as uncharacterized. The transcript has a single exon. Bases 140 to 688 code for a protein of 182 amino acids. NCBI's taxonomy places the organism in Eukaryota, Metazoa, Arthropoda, Insecta, Diptera, Drosophilidae. The record is from RefSeq and is a predicted model, not a curated record.
CCCAAUAAUUCCUCAUAUACAAAAAACUCUACUUCAAGUAACAUACAUAAGUUCUCUAAAAGAAAAAUUAUUCAAACAUUAUCAUUGUUUGAGCCAACAACUUGUUCCGUUAAAUAUAAUUUGCAGAGUCCCAUUAAAUAUGUCUUCUGAAGAAGGUACUCUGGACAAAACUGAAGAACCACCUAUGCCUUCAUCAUCUGUACUUGCGGGUGCUUUUGAUAAUCAUCUGCAGACAGUGGCACCAAAUAUGUCUUCUGGUCACAGUAUUCAGGAAAUAAUCGAGGAGCCACAUAUGUCCGCAAGAUUUGUUGAUUCUUCCACGUCUUGGAUGGUUGAAGAAAAGCCCAAGUUACCACCACCGACAGCCCGUCAACUGCGCAGAAGUCAAAGGAUCAUAAACAGGUUAAAACUUCGUAAGGAGCAACAAACCACUUUAAGUGCGGCGUUAGUUAAAAAGAAAACAAGAAAGGUGAAGAAACCUAAAAGAAUUGCACCCGGAGACAGUCUACCUUGGAUUAAAUUCUACCAAUGUGCCGAGUUAAAUGGCAAACUAUAUAAAGUAAGAAAAAUCUCAUGUGAAAUGCUACUGGGCGCUGCUGCCAAGCGGCAGCAGAAUAAGACAAAGAUCAAAAACAUGAAAAAAACUGGACCAAAAAAACUUAAGCAAUCAAAAAAAAAUUGUACUUAAUGUUAAAAGUUGUUUUCAAAAUUGUUAGUUUAAGCAAUACAAAUAUUCGUUCAAGAAGAAAAAAAAUGUUAAUCCGUCUUGCUAGGUUUUUUGAAAUAUGCUUGAACACCUUUUUUUUAAUGGUUGCUAUAAUAUGCUAAAAAAUCGAAAAUGAAUUUUAAAUAUGUUUAAAAAAAAAAAUUGACUAUUACGA